UUUUAAUCCUCGUUAAUCUUACGAAUGAUACAGCAUUUAUUUACUUGGCAAAAAGAUACGAAGGAAGAAAAAACUAGGUAUCACAACAAUUUUAUUGCAAAAGAACUAACACAUUUUUAGUACGUGUCUUCAGAUUUGGUUGGUACAUCUGAGCUUUGGAAUCGCAAAAGGCAAUAGACUUUAUAUUUUAUUUGACGCAGAUACACAAUGCUUUGUGGUACACUUUGAGGAGGCUUUAAAAUUGUUUUGUUAGAGGGUUCCGCAAAGGGAACUGAGGUGCAGGAGGAACUCUGGAGUAUGAGUACAGGGAGGAGGUGGAGGAAGAGGAUGAGUUACUUGUGUGAGGGGGUGUCGAGAGAUCAAAGAGACGUGAGGAUCAAAGAAAUGGAUAUUUGCUACAAGUCGAGGUACAAGGUGGUCGUCGCGCGGUUGGUUGUACUCCGAUACACAGCUACGUCCUUCCCCAGUUAGUAGGUAGGAUACUGCAACGGAUUUCCCGAUUCUCCAGAAUAAUUACUGCUCGCGAUCAACGAGCCCCGUGAGUCUCCACAAGUCCCCGAGAUCCUCGGGAUCUGAUUCCUGCGAUAGGAGCGUCGAGAAUAAUUCCGUCGAUUCGAGGAUUCCGACCCGGAGUUACGAAGAAGGGAAGAAGGAGAUAAAAAAAUCAGAUUUUUCCCAGGGUUCUGCGACUGACUUUGACGCUACUGUUAGAGGCCAGAGGGCAGGCGGCCUGUUGAUUGGCCGUGCUUUGAACGUUAGUUGGCCUUACCGCCGCCAGACAGCGUUGAAGAAGGACCUAACACUCGUGUGAAAAGUUUUCAUGGCGACGGUGUGCUUUUGAGUAACGGCGACAAGUAAGGUGAAGUGUUUGGUGUGCAGUUUUAACCCUUGUGAGUUUAUUACCGUGUUCAAAAAUAAGUUACAAUAGAUAUCCGCAGUUAAUGCCGGGUAGGUAAUAGGUCAGUUUCGCCAAUGUUUAGUUGACAAGAUAAAAAAGUGUGUGAGAUGUUCCGAAGAGGUGGAGCUGUACUUGUAAAAAAGCAGCAGCAGCAGCAGCAGCUAAGCGUCAGAAGACCCUAAAAUAUAUUACACCGUGUGCCUGCAUCUUUGAUAACCAGGUAUACACACAAAGCAAACGCGAAAGCUCUUUAACUUGGCGGUGCAGCGACGGCAGCAACGGCGCAAGGAAGGAAGGAAGGAAGGGCAGGAGGCGGAAAAGAGGGGGCAAAGAAGGAAGGAAGCGAGGUAGCAAGGUCUGGACUAGCCAUGUCCACUAGAAGGCGACGAGGAUUGAAAUUCAGUAUAGGCAGAGAAACAGCACGCGAUAGUCGCAAGAGAUAGGAUGAGUGGGCCGAGAUAUAGCGAAGCUCACUGCUUCAAUGAAAACUCUCCACGGCCACCGGUGCCUGGAGAGGAGACUGGCAGUCGUGUCAGCAGACUCCGUCCACAGAGUCCAGCCUUAACACCCAGACGUUCUUCAUUGGCGUAUUCAACAGCUCCCAUUCCUUGCGAUGGAUCGGCUCCAUUGGGAUUUGAACCAGAGGGAAGUUGUGGCGGUGCGUGCAUGGAAGGUGUUUCACCACCAGCUUGUCUCAGGUGGGCUAGAAAUUUACAUUCACUCCUACAAGACCCGGAGGGAAUGGAAUUGUUCAGAAAGUAUCUGGAUCAAGAGGGAAGACCCCAUGCGGAACCACUCAAUUUCUGGUAUGCUUGCGAAGGGCUCAAAAAUCAACACCAACCCGACAUGAUACAUCAGUUGGUUAAACUUAUCUAUAGAAGAUUCUUUCUCAACUCGCAGUUACCAGUGCCAGAAGAUGUACGCAAAGAAGCAAACCGCCGUGUCAAAGAAGGCAGAGUCGACGGAAAGGUGUUCGAUAAUGUUCAAAUCGAAGUUGAACGGCUCAUCAAUGAAACCACUUAUCCAAACUUCCUUAAAUCUGAAAUGUACUUACAGUACGUUCAAUGUUACCAAAAUCCUGAUUCUGGUAGCUCUACCAGCUCCAGUUCAAGCCGCGAAAUGUCGGUUUCAUGCGGACCAAGUUUGCUUCCGACUCUUCACGAAGAUAGCGAAUUUAUUAGUUCAGUUCACACUUCACAUUCGGCGAGUGAAACACCCGGGGAAUUGAGAGCUGGUGAAUUAAGACUGACCAGGGAUGUCCUUAUGGCUACUCAACAAACUAGAGCAAUGGAACUACGGCCUAAGCCUGAAGCCUAUGCUGGCAUUUAUUUGCAAGCUGGCGCUAGUCCCUACCACACGCCAGCCAACAGGUUACAUGCUCAGUAUUCAUCCUACAACCCGGUUUCAAGACAGGAUUCUGAACUUCAGAGUUUGAGCAGUGAUGCCCGGACUGAAUCAGAUAAUAUGUCCCUCACCGACUCUUCUGUCGAUGGUAUGUCAAUAGGAAGACAACGCAGUAGUAAGAAGCAAUAUAUGCGACAAUGCAGAGCGAUGAAAGAAUCAGCGAGCUUGAACCGCGAUCCUAUGGUACACUACACCGUAAUCCCAAGAACUCAACGACUGCCACGUGAUCAAACACGUUCGUUAAAGCCAGAAAUUUUCGCACAAGUCUUGAUAGAAAAAUUAGAAACUGUUAAAAGAGCUCGGGAAACUCAAGAAAAAUUGGAUAGGCAUUUGCAAGAAAGUGAAAUGAUCGGCGCGGAUGCAACUAGCGAACCUCCAACGGGCGGACCUAGAACGCUGGCUGAUGCGAUUAGAGAAAAACUUUUAAUAGAAGAUGACAGCGAUCAAGCCAUCUUAGAUCAACAUGUAUCUAGAGUUUGGUCGGAUUUGACCCCCUCACGGUCACCAGGGAUGGCGUCGCCUAGACCUCACUCUCCCGAUAGAAGACGGGGACUGCUGCAUAACUACCCGCAUCAAAGACCUUACAAACAGAGAAAGGAAAAAGAUGUAUUCUCGACAUUUUCAGCAGACAGCGGAAAUAUUCAUGACUUCCCCGAAGGCAGUGAUUUGCUAGGUGCUGGCUCUAUGAGCUCUCUGGGUUCUCAUUUGCCAAAAUCUAAAUCCAUCCCGUCCGAUUAUGCAGAUUCUCUGCAUAAACAGGAUCUCUAUCUACAAUGUCACGACCAGAGAUUCAGAAGAUCAGAUCUGUGUCGAAGGUCCGGUUCCACUAAAAAGUCAAUGACGGAAUUGACUGACAGUGGUGUCAGUGUAGUUAGCGACGCCCCUCCGUUAGGCGCCAGCAAAGACAGCCGCCUCUUGUCAUGGCUCAAAGAUUCUGAUAAAAAAUCAGAUUCUAAGCACAGUAGACAUGGAAAGAAAUACGGAUCACGAAGUGGCUCCUUGGAAAGAGCCAGCAGAGACACUUGGGGUGUUCCCGCUCAACCCUUUGUGGCCGAUCCUGGAAUGCCUCCUUUGCCGCAACCACAUACAGCUACGCAACUAGAAGAAGCCAGAAGGAGGUUGAUGGAAGAAGACAGAGCAAGAGGCGGUAGUAGACAACGUUACCCAAAUAGUGGUAAGCUGUCGUGUGAACCGACUAAUCUAAAUCCAUCCUGCAUCCAAUCUAACCAAUCGACGUUGAGGAAGAGUAGACAAGACCCAGCAGAUUUCACCACCGUUGUGUUCAGUUUCUGUGACGAACAAGUUCCCUAUAGGACCAAAAUUCCUGGGCAUAAUAUAACCCUGAAGCAGUUCAAGGACUAUCUACCUAAAAAAGGCAGCUAUCGAUAUUUCUUCAAAACAGCAUGCAAAGACUUAGACAUGAAAGUAAUCCAAGAAGAAAUAACGAACGAUUCCGAGGUCUUGCCUUUGUGGGAAGGCAAAGUUAUGGCGCAGGUGAAGGCGUUAGAAUAAAGCGAACCGACUUUUUUAUCAGGAAAAAAAAAUUAAACAAAAUAAAUCAAUUAAAAUAUUAAAAAAUGGCUCAACAUCAGUUUCAGGUAUAACGAUAUAUCCUGUCAAGUGGACUGAAAUUAUUUUUGUGUCAUUCGUUUCAAAACUAAACUAGUCUUUAUGUGUUUUAAACACAAAAAACAAAAACAUCGAUGCUCAACAAACGAUCAAUCGAUUAUCAUUCUCAUUUUCAUGCCUGAUUCACAUAUACAUACAUACCACAGUCUGUGUCUCUCUAUUAAUCAAUAUUCUUAUAAUAAUGAUCAUUACAUCAGUUUUUAAUCACAUUUUAGCAUUUUUUUUCUCAAUGUUUUAGAAGAUUCAUUCAAUACACAUAUAUUUUAAAUAUGUUUAUUGGAUAACUUUGAUCUUUAUUUAUGUUUUAAUCAUAAUUUACGCACUACGAAUAACGCUACGAAUCAUGGCCAUCUUUUAAUCUAUUUAUACUUUUUUAUGAACAGUUAUUAUUAUUAUUUUGUUUUUUAUUUUGUGUAUCGAAGUGCUGCUUAACAAAAGACCAGACCAAUCUAUCGAUUAAUUAAGGAGCUAGUCCACUUGAUUACUAUUAUUUUAUAAAUCACAUUUACGAGCGAAGAAAAACAAAAGGAGGAUAUAGAAUUAUGCUUUAUAAAAAUGGUUGCGCAGUAAUAAUAGAUAUAACCAAAUGGAUUGAUUCGGUAAUUGAUUCUAAUUAAAAAGGUGACUUGGAAGAAUCAUGAGACAAUCUUUCAAUUACAGAAUCGAUGUGAUUCCGUGGUUAUAUCCCUACGGUAAUUUAAAGAAAAAGAAAGGAGAGAAAAUAGUAAUAAAAAAAAGAAGUAAUUAAAUAAAUAAAUUCCUUGAAGACUUCCCUUAGUUUUCCAGCCGACUGUACAAAAGCCUGUGUAGUGUCUCGCCUUAUUAAGGUCCGCCUAGACCCUAGACUUAUAGUAAAAAUAAAAAAUUAGUUAUAAGAAUUUAUAUAUAUUGAAAAAAUGAAAAAAAUUAAAAUUAACAAUAGUAAUGAUAUCGAUAAUAUUAAUAAUAAUAAUCACAAUAAAAAUAGAAAUAAUAUUAAUAAUAAUAAUAAUAAUAACGCGAACAACAACAUUAAUGAUAACAUCAAUAACAAUAUUAAUAAUGAUAAAAAUAUUAGUUGUAGUAAUAAUAAUGAUAAUAUUGAUAAUAUUAAUAAUAAUGAUAAUGAUAAUAAUAAUCGAGAAAUAUUUCACCGUCAAACAUCACUCAUCCGGCAUUGUAACAUACACAUAAAAACACACCAGAUAUCAGAUUUUGCAUAAAGAACACCGAAGAAAAUGAUUAGAACAAAGAUUGUAAUAAUAUUUUAUCAGGUGCGGAAAUUUGUGCCUUUUUAGUAUUGUAAGAUUGGAUUAAGCGAGCCUAAAGCGAGGGUUAAGUAAAAAUACUUAUUAAUUUUUGAGCUUGAGGGAUUCUUGGAGAUUAUAUUUCGGUUUUAUCCUGAAGAAAAAAAAAAUAAUUUCACUAUUUCAAAUGAUAAAUAGCAAUUUUUUAUCUUCAUAAAUCUUAAUGAAAAAAAUUUUGAAAAUAAUUCCUAAAAUGUUAGGAAAUUCUAUUGUAGGUUUCGCAUAGAGUUUUAAAAAUUAUCUUAUCAGCACAUGAAAUAUAGGGAAAAUUUUGAGGUAAAUCAAUUUUUUUAGUGCUCCAAACUGCAAAUUUUAAUUAAUUGUGAAAAAUGAUCUCCUAGAAUUUCUCCGUUUAGUGGUAUUUUAUUAUAACAACUUUAGCAGCUGAUGGGCGCUGACCCCUUCAAUAUUAAUUAUUGAAUACAAAAGGGAUGAAAAAAUAAGCCACUCAAAAGCAUUACUCAUUGGUUAAUGGACGGUAUAAAUGGAAAAAUAUAAAAUAAAACAAAGGAAAUACAAAUUUUUGACAGCUAUUUAUGUAGGGGUUGUAGAUAAAAAGGAGGUCAGCGCAUUCUGGCUAGUAAUAUAAUAAUAUUUUUUUUUUCAACUGUACGUAAUUAAUUAUUAUUGAAUAAUAUCACGAAUGAUAAAGUGUUCCUGUACCUAAUUAAUUAUUAUUAUUAUAUAUCAAAAAGUAUUGAAAAUAAUAAUAAUGCGAUUUUCACUGGA
This is a messenger RNA of Athalia rosae (coleseed sawfly), 5946 nucleotides long. It is a transcript of the gene Axn, whose product is annotated as axin. The coding region runs from base 1343 to 3814 and encodes 823 amino acids. Gene Ontology annotation, biological process: negative regulation of canonical Wnt signaling pathway. The record is from RefSeq and is a predicted model, not a curated record. NCBI's taxonomy places the organism in Eukaryota, Metazoa, Arthropoda, Insecta, Hymenoptera, Athaliidae. The transcript is spliced from 11 exons.